GUGUUCUCGAGCUCUUUUAAUGUCUCGGAACCCUUACGCUCUGUGACUCUUUUUUUUCAAUAACCAGUAGAGAAAUUAUAUAAAGUCAAUUAAAUCCAGCCUCUUUUUUUUCUUGUUUUUCUGUCUAGCCUCUUGCCUGUUUUUUUAAUUCUUUUUUAAUUUUUUUCCUUUCUAUUAUAUUUUCUUUCCUUCGAAAAAAAGCACAACAACAACAACAGACUUUUAAUUAUUAUUUUUUUUGCUCUCCUAUCUUUUUCUUUCUUUCUUUCUUUCUUUCUUUCUUUCCUUCCUUUUUUCUACUCUUUUUUCAGUGUACAUGAUAUGUGUACAGACUACAAGCUAUCCAUUAGUUUUUUUUGAUAGUUCAUCACUAAACCAACCUAACCCUCCCUCCCUCCCUUAUUUUUGUAACACCAUCUCACUCAUCAAUACGGCUGCUUCUUGACUCUUUUCCUCACACAUACAAUAUAACCUACACUCACACCUUAAUAUAAUGCAGAACAGCAAUAAACACGAAGUUUCUCCAGCCAACACACUUUACGAUAACGCUUCAACAAUGGGUGGAGCACAGGGCAAAAAAAAGUUUGCCCACUUCCGGCGGCUCUUCAGCAGCCUGCACAAAAAAAACCAACACAACCGCAAAGAGUCUUCGGAUUCACAAAGCUCAACAACCACCACAAGCAACCCACAUGAGCAUGCACACCAGCUAAUGGGCUUUUUCCGCUCAGGCAGCAGUGAGAGCGGCUCAGUGUCAGCAGCCGCGGCGGCGGCAGCGGCGCACGAGGGUCAUGAUGGAACCAGCCUGCAGAAGCGGUUGCGGCAACCGCCGACAUCGUCCACGGUUAUCCUGCGCCGGCCAUCGACUGCCUCGUCAUCGUCGACGGCCAGCGACGAGAAUACGCCGGUUAUCAGUGACCGCCCCACGGGGUUUAUUUUGGAGACAUACGGCGUGGCGGUGCGCACGAUUGGGCAGGGCACGGGCGGAUACGUUAAGCUGCACCAGGCUUGUGAUGGGCGGUACUACGCCGUCAAGACGUUUACAUUUCCGGAUGCGGCGGACCGCACAAAGACCACGUCGACGAAUAUGAAUGUGCGGCAGUGGAAGCAUUUGCUGGAUGAGGCUAGCUUCAGCCUGUCCCUGCGGCACCCCAACGUUAUCCGUACGUACCAGUUUGUCAGGGAGAACGACGGAACAGUGUACAGCAUCAUGGAGUACUGCGAGAAGGAUCUGUUUACAGUUGUGCAGGAUGGGGGGUUGACCAAGGAGGACAUUUCCAGACUGUUUUUCCAGCUUGUCUCCGGCGUGUGCUACUUGCAUGAGAGCGCUCGGGUUGCGCACCGGGAUAUGAAGCUGGAUAACUUGUGCGUGGAUGAGGAGGGCAAUCUGAAGAUUAUUGAUUUCGGAUGCUCCUCGACCUUCGAUCCGCUGGCGCCAACGCAGACGCGGGGCAUUUGCGGGUCAGACCCGUACAUUGCGCCCGAGGUGUUUGUUCCCAGGGCGCAGUACGAUCCGCGCAAGGUUGACGUGUGGGCGGUGGGGAUCAUUUACCUGGCGAUGGUCUCAGGCCACUUUCCCUGGGAGGUGGCCAAGGAGGAGGACCCCAACUACACGCUGUAUCUCAAGUUCCACGGCCGCGUUAUCGACCAUUGGCUGCCCAAGGACAGUCCUGCCAACUCGGUGAUCAAGAGCAUGCUGCAGAUUGACCCCGAGGACCGUCCGACGAUGGAUGUGGUCAUGCGGAGUGCGUGGAUUGUCGGGCUGGGGGAGCAGUUUGGCCCGAUGACUGGUGCCGGCGGUGCCGCCUCCACGGAGAGCGCUGCGGCUGCGGUUGCUUCUUGUGUGGGGUCGGCGGGGCUGUCCAAGUGCACCACGCUUUUGGCGGGUAAUUCUUGCAGCAGUGGUGUUGCGGCAGCAACUGCGACUGCAACUGCAACUGCAACUGGAACAGCGACUGCGACUGCAACAGCGGCGUCCUUGGCUUCAGAUGAUGUCAAGGCGGUCAAUGACGCCAUGGCUACGUCUGGCAUUUACGGGCACGCGCAUGUUGCCGGGUACUCGUCAACGUCGACGGUCAGCUCUGGCCUGAGCAUUUCGAGCGGGUAUUGAUACUCUUUAAUUUAUCAUUUAUCAUUUGUAAAUAUAGCAAGUAAAU
Molecule: messenger RNA, 2153 nt
Organism: Kickxella alabastrina
Lineage: Eukaryota; Fungi; Kickxellomycota; Kickxellomycetes; Kickxellales; Kickxellaceae
Product: kinase-like domain-containing protein
Exons: 1
Coding region: 494-2107 (537 amino acids)
Biological process (GO): intracellular signal transduction; protein phosphorylation
Molecular function (GO): ATP binding; protein serine/threonine kinase activity
Source: RefSeq, a predicted model, not a curated record